Molecule: messenger RNA, 793 nt
Organism: Amphimedon queenslandica
Lineage: Eukaryota; Metazoa; Porifera; Demospongiae; Haplosclerida; Niphatidae
Product: DNA polymerase epsilon subunit 3-like
Exons: 4
Coding region: 14-532 (172 amino acids)
Biological process (GO): heterochromatin formation; leading strand elongation; DNA damage response
Cellular component (GO): CHRAC; epsilon DNA polymerase complex
Molecular function (GO): chromatin DNA binding; protein heterodimerization activity
Source: RefSeq, a predicted model, not a curated record
CCACGCCCACAAAAUGGCAGAAAAUCUAGAUGACAUUAAUUUUCCUGCUAGCUCUGUUGCAAGGAUAAUAAAGGAAGCCCUACCUGAAGGAGUCAAUGUGUCUAAAGAAGCUAAAGCAGCAAUUGGGAGGGCGGCCAGUAUAUUUGUUCUCUAUGCCACAUCUUGUGCCAACAAUUACACGUCAAAAGCAAAGAGGAAGACGAUAAUCCCCUCGGACAUAUUCUCAGCUGCUGAAGACAUGGAGUUUCAAGAAUUUGUUCCUGAGAUGAAGGAGUCUUUGGAAGCUUUCAAGAAGUCCCAGAAAGAGAAAAAGGAUGCAGCUGCAGAUCGGAAACGAAAACAGCAACAACAACAGCUGGAAUCACCAGCAGAGCCUCCUCCUACUACCUCUCCUGGCUUCUCUGUGCCUAGUGAACAGGACGUGGUUGCUGUGGCAACGGUUGCCCAUGACAACAGUGGGGAAGGAAGCAAGGUCCAAGAAGAGGAAAUGGAGACAGAAGAGAUCCCUAAUGAAACAAUAGCUUCUUCUUAAGACAUCACUUAUAAUGAUAAUGAUUUAUGAUUUCUUGAUCUUCUCUCACUCUCUCUCUCUCUUUUAUUCAUAGACUCUCUUCCCUGUGGAACAUGAUAUCCUUAUUUAGUCAAUUUCAAAUAAUUUAUGCUAAUGCCCAGUUCAUGAUUUGAGUUCAGCCUAUGAAUAGACUCAAAUUAACUUAUUAUUAUUAUUAUUUAGUUGUUGUUGCUGCUGCUGCUAUUAUUAUACCAAUAUACAGAGGAUUAUUAGUUCUAGUAA